GUCGUUGAUAUGCAAGUCUACUUCAGAAUCAUUAUGGAUUGUCCUGGUUCAUCAAGGCUUGUGGUGAGCGGCUCAAUCUGGCUUAUCUCAUGUCUUUCACAUUGGUGGGCUUCUUAGCAGCGUUACUAACAAUAUAUCUUUGGCAGAGAAUGGAUCUACCGACAGAGGACAUAUUAAAUAAUACCUCAGGAAACCGCGUAGGGAACGUCCCUCUCCAACUAAAGGCACUGCGUCGCCUAACAGCAUGUUUCAUAAAUACUGCGCAUGAGGAUGCUCCCAUGGUAAAGGAAAUUCCAACUGAAUACCAGCUUAUACGAUGUUCGAGGGAAUGCACCCUACCCAUGAGGUUGAUCUCAUUCCCAGUGUACUCCACCUGCAAGUGGGAAACGAUUAUUGGAAUUCAUCUUACGGAACAGUCUCCACCAGUCAUAGAUACUGGCACUACGCUAUCGUCUGAUCGACAUCCAAGGGCGUACAUUGAUAAUCAUAUCUCCCUUCCCAAACCCUUCAGUGGGUUAUUAACAGAAGUCAAGGAAGAACCUUGUGCUAACACACCACUGUUAUGAGACGCGAAUAGCCAGGUUGUCCUUGAAUGAGCUGAUGAUUUGUCUUAUUACAGUCGUUAUAAUAGACUCCGCACUGAAACUGCCCAAAGCUCCCUCAAGGUUAGAUAGCCGAUCGAGGGUGUUUCUGUAGGGUAAUAUACCCGCAUACACUGCGGUUCUCACUACUCGAUGUGGAGUCCACCUUACUCCGGGGCCUGGACACAGUCGACAAAG
Messenger RNA from Aspergillus neoniger CBS 115656, 779 nucleotides. RefSeq lists its product as uncharacterized. Bases 90 to 566 code for a protein of 158 amino acids. NCBI's taxonomy places the organism in Eukaryota, Fungi, Ascomycota, Eurotiomycetes, Eurotiales, Aspergillaceae. The transcript is spliced from 2 exons. The record is from RefSeq and is a predicted model, not a curated record.